UCGGGUUAUUUUCAUCUUCCAGGUCCCCUUAAAUGGGUUAAUCGUUUUCGUCGAGAACUCGUAUUCUUCCUCGUCUUCCCCAUAUGUUUUGACCAUAUCAGCUUCAUUGUCUCAUCUUCAUCCCACAUGGGUAUUUGCUGGGAUAAACCUGCAAAGUGUGCUCAUGCUUCUUCCCCUAAUUUCCCGGUUCCCUCCAUCUCGAAACCCCACACACCAGUUCCCAGCAAUCUCAAAGCCGAUACAUCUGUUUCCACAAGUCUCAAGUCUUUCACUUUCAGUGACCUUAAAAACGCCACUAAAAACUUCCGGUCCGAAACACUCCUCGGGGAAGGAGGAUUCGGGUGUGUUUUCAAAGGUUGGAUCGACGAGAACACGUUUGCGCCGACCAAGCCGGGAACCGGCAUCGUUGUAGCCAUCAAGAAACUCAAUGCAGAAAGCUUUCAGGGUCACAAAGAAUGGCUUGCUGAAGUUAACUAUUUGGGUCAGCUUCACCAUGAAAAUCUGGUGAAACUCAUGGGUUACUGUAUGGAGUCUGAGAACAGACUUUUGGUUUAUGAGUUUAUGCAGAAGGGAAGUUUGGAGAAUCACUUAUUUAAAAAAGCUGUUCAACCGAUUUCUUGGGCUACAAGGAUGCAUAUUGCCAGGGGAGUUGCACAGGGAUUGACCUUUUUACAUAGCUUAGAUGCUAAUGUGAUCUUCCGGGAUUUAAAGGCUUCCAAUAUUCUUCUUGAUUCGGAUUACAAUGCGAAGCUUUCGGAUUUCGGGUUAGCAAGAGAUGGUCCAAUUGGUGAUAACACCCACGUUUCGACCAGAGUUGUCGGAACCCAAGGUUAUGCAGCCCCUGAAUAUGUUGCUUCAGGUCAUUUGACCCCAAAGAGCGAUGUGUACAGCUUCGGUGUUGUACUCUUAGAGCUGCUUUCGGGACGCCGGGCAAUGGACAACGAACAAGUCGGGUUUUCGGAAGAAACACUGGUGGAAUGGGCGAAACCCUUCUUGAGCGACAGCCGGAAAGUACUACGGAUAAUGGACACGAGGUUGGGUGGGCAGUACUCGAAGAAAGGAGCGCAAGCCGCUGCAGCACUCGCGUUGCAGUGCCUGCAUACCGAUCCAAAGAACAGACCAUCCAUGGUGGUUGUGUUGGCUUCAUUAGAACGUCUGCAUGCAACAAAGCAAGCAGCACCGAGGACGCCCCAGCAUUUACAAGCAAAGCAUGGUCACCAUGGGAUUAAGCAUGUCAAUAGCCCUCACAAGACAAGAAUUUAAUUACAAAUUCACUUUGAAUUUUUUUUUGGUUAUA
Hibiscus syriacus is the source of this 1297-nucleotide messenger RNA. RefSeq names its product probable serine/threonine-protein kinase PBL3. Gene Ontology annotation, molecular function: protein kinase activity; ATP binding. The record is from RefSeq and is a predicted model, not a curated record. The coding region runs from base 127 to 1263 and encodes 378 amino acids. NCBI's taxonomy places the organism in Eukaryota, Viridiplantae, Streptophyta, Magnoliopsida, Malvales, Malvaceae. The transcript is spliced from 5 exons. Gene Ontology annotation, biological process: protein phosphorylation.